AUGCUAACAUUUUGUCCCGUGUGUGCUAAUGUUUUGGUUGUUGAAGAGGGGCCAAAGUGCCUUAGAUUCGCCUGUAAUUCCUGCCCGUAUGUCCAAAACAUCAACCGAAAGAUCUCUCACAGAGUGUACCCCAAGUUGAAAGAAAUGGAUGAUGUGCUGGGAGGUGCCUCGGCGUGGGAGAAUGUUGACUCAACAGAAGUGACAUGUCCAAAGUGUGAGCACAAACGAGCUUUCUUUAUGCAGAUCCAGACAAGGUCGGCCGAUGAACCAAUGACAACUUUCUAUAAGUGCUGCAAUAUGGACUGUGCCCAUCGCUGGCGAGAUUAA
Candidula unifasciata is the source of this 327-nucleotide messenger RNA. Lineage: Eukaryota; Metazoa; Mollusca; Gastropoda; Stylommatophora; Geomitridae. The record is from the annotation of a GenBank genome assembly.